Molecule: messenger RNA, 798 nt
Organism: Folsomia candida
Lineage: Eukaryota; Metazoa; Arthropoda; Collembola; Entomobryomorpha; Isotomidae
Exons: 2
Coding region: 13-798 (261 amino acids)
Source: RefSeq, a predicted model, not a curated record
CAUAAAAUCGCAAUGAAUUUCGUCUUAAAUCAAAAUUUACUCACUAUUCUACUAACUGCAAUCCAAAUGAUAAAUUUUGUACCACACUGCACGUGCCAAACACCAGUACCAAGCAAUUCGAGUAUACAAACAAGUCCAACGUCAUUUCAAAUAAUUCCAAUUCCACUUAAAUACGGAGAUCCAUGUGUUUACAAAGCUUACGAGAAAUUUGUCGCAGAAACUCAAAUUAAAAAUAUUAGUCACGUCCUCAAUUUUGUAUAUUACGAAAACUCGCUCCCAUAUUUUAGCUACCUGAGCGACAUUUGUAUCGAGGUAUCUGACGAUUUGGUAAUUGACGCCCACAAAUUCGACUGUGUAAAGCAGGGAGACAAAGAGGUUUGCACGUGUGGCUAUAACAUGUACAAAGUGGAUCCAUUGCUGAGCCCUUCGAUUAUCAUUGAGAGUGGACACCAAUAUCGGACUUAUCGUGCAGUUCACGGCCUGGAUCGACGACUGGUCCAGGAGAGCGACAAGUGCAAAUCUGGCACCCAUGGACACUGCACCCUCGAAAAUGAUGUACCGAGCCGGAAAAAUCAGGGCGAAGGAAUGGUUUUGGAGUGUCGAGAGAAACAUGAAUGUCGCAAAACUUCAAGAAGCAUGACCAACAGGAAUACCAGCGACGAAUAUGGGACGUGCGAAAAAAAUGACGUUAAUGUAGAAAAAUUUGCCAGGGGCUUUGCAGUCUCUAAUAUUUUGUCUAAAGUGCUGUGGUUGCUGACAUUGAUGACGCUUGUUGCAUUACACACUCAUGAAUUUUGA